AUGUAUUGGCCUACCGGUUGCCCGGAGAGGAUUCACCUCUCGCCCUCAGGACUUCACCAAUCUGCUACCUUUCUCCGCUUCGACAAGGAUGCAGCACAGCAGCUGCCUACUACAUCAGCAGGUCAACAAGAUGGCGCGGACGAGCAGAUCAUCCACAUCGCGCGCUCCCGCAACGGCAUGAUGUGGGCUGCCCUUAGCACAACAACCAUCUCAAUAUGGUCAUCACGUCCCGCGCAAGUCGUCGCCGCCCUCAUCCGCACGCCACAGAGCAUCGCCGACUACGGAAACAACACGCGCGUCGAAUGGCGUCCAGAUGGGAAUGCACUCCUUGUCCAGACGGAUCGCAGCUUCCUUCUGCUCUAUACACUCGUCUAUCCGCGACAAGGCUCGUCGAUCUAUAGCUACAUCCCUCCUUCAGGUUCAGGGUCUCGUUCGCAGACAGAUGAGCUGCUUGCGCCGAAUCCGAGAUCGUUGAGGAAUGCUUUUGCUCCUGGAGCAGGCGAAAGUGCAGCCGCAGGUGACUUGGGUCUAGGUGGUCUGGCGGGAGAAGCUUGCGAGCUUCGAUUUCGCCUUGUGCUCCGCAUCGAUGCAGGUCUGCGUUCUGCAACUUCGACCGAGACGCACAUGCUUGUCAGCACCACGUCGCCUCCCGCCCUUCAAUGCAUUCGCUGGCCGAACGACGAUCCAGAUGCUCGGCAGCCCGAUCCCAAUGAUCCUUUGGUUCGCACCCGCACAACUUUGACUGAGCAGCUGGACUGGUUCUUGAUAGCGGAGAAUCAGACAGAAGACGCAGACGCAAGGACAAGCUCAGUGGAGAUCAGUCAAGUGACCUAUUCUCGGCCGAUGGACGUCUUUGUCUGGCUCACAUCGGAUGGCCGGGCCUACGUCGCAAAUCUCGACCUGCUGGUGGACGACCCGGUCCCAUGGACAGGUCGAUGCUUCCACGGCGCGGCGAAGCAGCCGAAAAGGCGGUCUUCUACCAUCGAACGCACAGCCGUUCCACCUGCUCAGCCCGCACCGGGCCUGGCCAAACAGGCGACUGAGGAAAAGGAGACGGCAGCUGCUCACACCGCAAACGGCAUCUCUUCCGACAACAAUCGUGGCUCAGUCGAAGGAGACUCGGCCGUUCCGAAGGGCGAUGCCAACGGAAGCAUCCCAGUCUCACCGAUACCUGCGGAUCUGCCACCAGAGCAGCGUGCCACAAGUGUCUCGAUCAACGCCAAGUUCAGUCUCAUCGCUCUCGGACUGGCUGACGGCACCGUAGCAGUGUAUCACUAUCGCGCUCCGGGCCGAACACCUUUGCUUUCGCAAACCUUAUCCAUCCGAGAAGCGCUGAAAUCCACGGCCAGCUAUCUCACCACAGGCGCAGUCCGCUCUCUGGCAUGGACUAGCGAUGGGUACGCGCUCGCCGUUGGCUGGCAGAAAGGCCUUUCAAUCUGGUCGACUUACGGCAAGCUCAUGGGCUGCACUCUGCGCGAAGAUUGGGAGCUGGCUUCCAAAAACUUCUCCGACGCCUUCAUGUUUGGCACCCGCGAUCUCUUCUGGGGGCCCGGCAACACGGAGCUCUUCCUCCUCGCCCUGCCCAAGCAUGACGCACCUGCGCCACUGAAAGCCGACAAUCAGCUGUUCAUCCUCCCUUUCUCCAAAUCCGCCGUUGCAGGGCAGCACUCUCCGGACAAUACCCGCUUCGCCUUCUACCAGACUGACGACAGCCUUCACGUUUACCGCGGCGCAGACCAGAACGACCUCACCGCCAUCACGCCCGAGUCAGACGUGUGGCAGCACAUCAAGAUACCCCAGCCCUAUCUGGCCGCCAAUUGGCCCGUCCGGUACGCCGCCAUUAGCAGCGACGGCAACCUCAUCGCCGUAGCAGGCCGGCGCGGCUUAGCACACUACUCGAGCACAUCUGGCCGCUGGAAGCUGCACAAGAGCGUCGCGCAGGAACAAUCGUUUGUCGUGCGCGGCGGCAUGCAGUGGUUCCAGCACGUGCUGAUCGCAGCUUGCGACUCGGGAGGCGAGUAUCAGUUGAGAUUGUACUCGCGCGAUGCAGAGCUGGAUUCGUCGCAUCUGCUCGAUCUGCGCGUGCUGCCCAGCCCGGUGGUCCUAACGAGCUUGUUCGACAACAGCCUUCUCGUGUACACGGCGGACAACACGUUCUACCAUUUCCUCAUCGACCUUUCACAAGAUCGGGUCCGUCUGCAGCUCUGCGGCUCAAUCACGUUCGAAGGCGUCGUCGGCGAGCCAGCGAGGGUGCGCGGAAUGAGCUGGAUGAUCCCCGAGAGCCAGCAGCGAUUCGGCGAUCCGAUGGACGAUCUCUCCGUGGCGACGAUCAUUUUCCUCAUUGAUGGCAAGCUGGUGCUUUUGCGGCCAAGAAAGGUCGAUAGUCACCGACCCAGCAGGCUAGAGGACUUUGACGACCCCCGCCACGACAACGACGACGAUGACGAGGAGGUGGCGUACGACAAGCAGAUCCUCGCGGACAAGAUCGAAUACUACUGGACGCACCUUCAAGGCAUCGGCACAUUGGAAAACUCGCUGUGGGGUUACGACGGGACCGGGAUCAAGCUGUGGCUUGAUGCUCUGCGCAUUCCGUCCUCCGCCCACCCAGAUGAGUCGUUUUCCGACGACGAGGAAGGGUCAACCGACCUUCCGCCCGACCGCACCAUCGAGUCCUCAGUAUUCAUGCCACUAGACUUCUACCCCUUGUGCGUGCUGCUCGAGAAAGGAAUCGUCCUCGGCGUCGAAUCCGAAGUCUCCCUUCGUCGAUCUCUCGACUUUGCUCUGUGGCGGACGACCACCAACACCCACCUGUUCCUCCACCAGAUCCUGCGCAACUACCUCGAAAAGCGCCUGCUCGAAGAAGCGGUGUUCUUCGCGGCGUCCUACCAGGAUCUGGUGUACUUUGCGCAUGCGCUCGAGAUCUUGCUCCACGCAGUGCUGGAGGAUGAGGCGGAUGCGGGGUUGGGCGAUGCUACCUACCUGCGCAAGGGGGCUGGUAGUGUGCUGUUCAAAGAGCGCAGCCCGAGCGCGCUGCUUGCCGAUGUGGCGGAGGAAUCUGCUGACGAGGCGCCGUCUCACGAUUCGCUUCGCAGAUCUCCGGUCGAAUCGGGCAUCCUACCUCUCGUAGUGGAGUUUCUGGAUCACUUCCCAAUCGCGCUCGAGGUGGUGGUUGGAUGUGCACGGAAGACGGAGGUGGCGCGGUGGGCGUAUCUGUUCGAUGUGGUGGGUCCACCUCGGGCGUUGUUCCAGAAGUGCAUCGCCGCAGACGACUUGCGGGUGGCAGGAAUGUACCUGUUGGUGCUGCACAAUCUCGAGCCGUUGGAAGUGUCGAUUGCGCACACGGUGCAGCUGCUGCGCCUGGCGGUGCAGAGACACGACUGGUCGACGUGUCAUGAUCUGCUGCGGUUCGUCGCGACCAUUGAUCCUAGUGGUUCAGCGCUGCGGUUGGCGGUGGACGAAGCUGGGAUCCUCACCGCCUCCGAUGACUCGGAAGGGAUAGUGGCGCCACGGAUGAUGCGGACGAACUCGGCCCCUCCCAUCCCCGCAAAACUCGACACGAUGGCAGAGGAGGACGAGGAGAGUCUCGAUGCCAACCCGUUCGAUCGACCCCUGCUCAAGACACAGCGUGCGAAAUCGGCCACUUUGCCCAUGCGCAACACGCCAGACGUCACGAUCAACGGCAUGGCCCUCACACCCAGUCUUGCUGCGUUGGGGAUAGGGGGAAGGCAGAGACACGGAGUAGGUCUCAGUCUCAGUCGUGUCGGAUUGCGCAGUUCGGAUCGCAUCUGGGAUAAGGAUGGGGAGAAGAGCGCGUCGACCAGUCCACGAGCUAGCAUGGCCAGUCUGCGCCGACCCUCGAACGAGAGGCGCAACUCAGAGAGGUUGGAUGAGAAGGAUGAGGAUGCGCUGGUUGGCGUCGGCUCACCCGAUUUGUAG
This is a messenger RNA of Kalmanozyma brasiliensis GHG001, 3936 nucleotides long. Its product is annotated as Ribosome control protein 1. Gene Ontology annotation, cellular component: cytosol; Golgi membrane; Ric1-Rgp1 guanyl-nucleotide exchange factor complex. NCBI's taxonomy places the organism in Eukaryota, Fungi, Basidiomycota, Ustilaginomycetes, Ustilaginales. The record is from RefSeq and is a predicted model, not a curated record. Bases 1 to 3936 code for a protein of 1311 amino acids. Gene Ontology annotation, molecular function: protein binding. Gene Ontology annotation, biological process: intracellular protein transport; retrograde transport, endosome to Golgi. The transcript has a single exon.